AUGACGGAAAUAGGCAAAGAUGAUAAACCCAAAUCAUCCACCAAAUCGAAAACAGCCAAAGCCAUGGCUAGGCUUAUCAAUAGCAAACCUUUGUCAAAUGAACUGGCAUCCUCUUUAUCUUCACUUUCUCCCGCUCUGUCGAAAACCACGGUGCUUCAAACUCUUCGCCUCCUCACAAAUUCAUCCAAAGCCUUUCAAUUCUUCAAGUGGGUACACGAUAUGGGUUUCCCUCACAAUGACCAAUCAUACUUCUUAAUGCUUGUAAUUUUGGGCUGUGGCAAAAACUUUAAUGUAGCUCGGAAUUUUUUGUUUUCACUUGAGCUAAGAUCCAAUGGUUCUGUAAAGCUUAAUGAUCGAUUAUUUAAUAGCUCAAUUAGGAGUUAUGGUCAAGCUGGGUUGUUUGAAGAGUCAAUGCAGCUUUUUCAGACUAUGAAGACGAUGGCCGUUUCACCCUCUGUGAUCACAUUCAACAGUCUUUUGUCUAUAGGUCGGACAAAUAUUACAAACGAUAUUUAUGAUGAAAUGCUCAGAACGUAUGGAGUAGCACCGGACACAUGCACAUAUAAUAUUUUGAUCAGAGGGUUUUGUAAGAAUUCCAUGGUUGAUGGAGGGUUUCGAUUUUUCAAUGAAAUGUCACGUUUCAAUUGUGAUGCUGAUAUUAUUACAUAUAAUACACUUCUUGAUGGCUUGUGUAAAGCAGGAAAGGUCAAAAUAGCACAUGAUUUAGCGAAGGGUAUGAGUAAGAAAAGUAAGAAUUUGAAUCCUAAUGUUGUGACUUGUACAACUUUAAUCGGAGGGCAUUGUAUGCAACAAAAAUUAGAUGAGGCCUUGUCAAGCGCUCAAGCUAAAUAA
This is a messenger RNA of Neltuma alba, 852 nucleotides long. Its product is annotated as pentatricopeptide repeat-containing protein At1g02060, chloroplastic-like. The coding region runs from base 1 to 852 and encodes 283 amino acids. NCBI's taxonomy places the organism in Eukaryota, Viridiplantae, Streptophyta, Magnoliopsida, Fabales, Fabaceae. Gene Ontology annotation, molecular function: protein binding; mRNA binding. The record is from RefSeq and is a predicted model, not a curated record. The transcript has a single exon.